Aquila chrysaetos chrysaetos is the source of this 4183-nucleotide messenger RNA. It is a transcript of the gene ADRB1, whose product is annotated as adrenoceptor beta 1. Gene Ontology annotation, molecular function: beta1-adrenergic receptor activity. The transcript has 3 exons. Gene Ontology annotation, cellular component: membrane. The record is from RefSeq and is a predicted model, not a curated record. The coding region runs from base 60 to 1559 and encodes 499 amino acids. Gene Ontology annotation, biological process: positive regulation of heart rate by epinephrine-norepinephrine; adenylate cyclase-activating adrenergic receptor signaling pathway; norepinephrine-epinephrine-mediated vasodilation involved in regulation of systemic arterial blood pressure. Lineage: Eukaryota; Metazoa; Chordata; Aves; Accipitriformes; Accipitridae.
GCGGCGGCGGAGCCGCUUCUCCUGCCCGCGGUGCGGCGGCCGGAGCGCCCCGCGUAGCCAUGGGCGAUGGGUGGCUGCCGGGCGAGUGCGGCCCCCAGAACCGCUCCGUCGGCGUCGGGGUGACGGCGGCGGCGGGCGGGAGCAGGCAGCCGUCCGCCGCCGCCGCCGCCGCCGCCGCCGAGCUGCUGUCGCAGCGGUGGGCCGUGGGUAUGAGCCUGCUGAUGGUUCUGGUGGUGCUGCUGAUCGUGGCCGGUAACGUGCUGGUGAUCGCGGCCAUCGGGCGCACGCAGCGGCUGCAGACCCUCACCAACCUCUUCAUCACCUCGCUGGCCUGCGCCGACCUGGUGAUGGGGCUGCUGGUGGUGCCCUUCGGGGCCACGCUGGUGGUGCGGGGCACCUGGCUCUGGGGAUCCUUCCUCUGCGAGUGCUGGACCUCCCUGGACGUGCUCUGCGUGACGGCCAGCAUCGAGACCUUGUGCGUCAUCGCCAUCGACCGCUACCUGGCCAUCACCUCGCCUUUCCGCUACCAGAGCCUCAUGACCAAGGGCCGGGCCAAGGGCAUCAUCUGCACCGUCUGGGCCAUCUCCGCCCUGGUCUCCUUCUUGCCCAUCAUGAUGCACUGGUGGCGGGACGAGGACCCCCAGGCGCUGGAGUGCUACCAGGACCCGGGCUGCUGCGACUUCGUCACCAACAGGGCUUACGCCAUCGCCUCGUCCAUCAUUUCCUUCUACAUCCCCCUCCUCAUCAUGAUCUUCGUGUACCUCCGGGUGUACCGGGAGGCCAAGGAGCAGAUCAGGAAGAUCGAUAGGUGCGAGGGCCGAUUCUACGGCAGCCACGAGCAGCCGCAGCCGCCCCCGCCCCCUCACCCUCACCACCAGCCCAUCCUCGGCAACGGCCGAGCCAGCAAGCGGAAGACCUCCCGCAUCAUGGCCAUGAAGGAGCAGAAAGCCCUCAAGACUUUGGGCAUCAUCAUGGGGGUGUUCACCCUCUGCUGGCUCCCGUUCUUCCUGGUGAACAUCGUCAACGUCUUCAACAGGGACCUGGUGCCGGACUGGCUCUUCGUUUUCUUCAACUGGCUGGGCUACGCCAACUCCGCUUUCAACCCCAUCAUCUACUGCCGCAGCCCUGACUUUCGUAAGGCCUUCAAGAGGCUGCUCUGCUGCCCGCGGAAAGCCGACCGGCGGCUGCACGCCGGCGGGGGGGAGCUGGCCCGCCUGCCCGGGGGCUUCGUCAGCACCGUUGGGUCCCCCGAGCGCAGCCUGGGAGGGACCUGGUCCGACUGCAACGGGGGCACGCGGGGCGGCAGCGAGUCCAGCCUGGAGGAGAGAAAUAGCAAAACGUCCGAUUCGGAGUCCAAGGGAACAGUCAGGCUAAUGGAUUUUCAUUGCCUUCUGCUUCUGUUCAUCAAUCUAGGUGUGAAGAUGGUGGCCACCUCCUCCCCUCCGGAGCAUCCCUCCUCUCUUCCAAAGGCUCCUUUUCAGGCUUCCAGACCGGUGGCAGAACCAGCCCUCAGGGCUCUGCUGCAAAGCCUGGUGGCAACUUCACGGCAAUUGAGCUAACCUUGAUAUUCAAGGUGAUCCCAAAAGAAAGCCAAGAGGGCACAGUGGGACAGAUUUCGAGUCUGGAAGGUGAGAUCAAACAGAAGCCCUCCAUCUACAAGAGGGCUGCAUUCCUGUUGCCUGAGCUAACCAUCCAUUGAUGAGCUGAGUCCCUCCAAAAUUUCUCUGGGCUUUCUCUGGUUUUCCUGUUUUCCCGUGUAAACAGCUCUGAGGAAGAUCUCUUUUUCUGCAAUCAAACAUUUUCAUUCUGCAGUAAAAUAGCUCUUACAUCAACUACCAUUGUAUUGUGGAUGCAAACGCAGCACAACAGAGCCCUUACAUGUUGUGAGGUGAGUGGGUCAAAUCCUGGGCUUGAACAACAAAAGUACAAGGAAUGAUGAGCAGGAAAAACAACUUGUUUUAAAGUGAUUUAAGGCUGCUGUCUAUCUUCUGAGCCCCACAGCUUACAGCCCAUACUUCUCACGCUUCAUCCCUGUUAGACAGUCAAACAAGAGAUGAUGCUAUUUGGAGAGCAAGUCUGUGCUGGAGACAUGCAAACACCGACGCUUGUAUCCACAAGGACUGGCCUCCAUCUGCGAGGAGCUCCCAGCUGCUGUGCUUAAAAUACCUGGGAAAGGGGCAUGCAGAAGGGGAGAGAGAUCUCUUUCUGGUGGGUUGCCAUGUCGCUCAGGCUGCUUUCACGGUGAUACCUAGAGGACAUCGUCCGGCACAACCAGUUGUGAUAAUCCUUUCAGUGGAAACAGGUGCUGGAGGAUAAUCCUGCUGUUUUUCUUGGUUAUGGUUCUCUUCAGUCACUAAGACUGAGCAAACAGGAUUAUCACAGCAGCGAUUCAGGAGGUGAAGUUACUGGUGCUGUGUGUCCGUGGCUCUGUGGACAUUUGUUCCCCAGGCAGAUGCCGGCUUUGCCGAGCAGCCUGCCCCGGUGAGGGCAGCGGGUGAGCCGUCGGCACCGAAGGGAUUCGCUGGCCGGCUCCCGUGGUCCUCGCUCAGAUCUGUGCCGUGCCCCUCGGGGACGAGAGCCGCAUCCCAGAUGCAAAGCCCGUGCUCUCUACAGCCCUUCUGGAAAAAUGCCUCCCCCAGCCCACGCGUUGUGAGUGGGAUGGAGACGCCCCGGUCUUGCGGCAGCUAGCGGCAUCGCCCCAAAACCUGGCCUGGGCCAAGGCACUGGCGGGGAAGGCUUGAGGCACUGCAGACCCCCCCGGGUUUUACUGUGACCUAGCCCUUCCCUGUGACACUUCAGAGCGAGUCUGCCCCUGUGUAAGCGCUGGCUCAUGCCUCCAGCAGACUUUAAUGUAUCGUCAGGUUUUGUUUUAAAUCCCCGGAGUGCUGCACGCAUCCGUCUCCUCUCAGUCCUCCUCCACUGCUCUCGGAGACCAGCGUGGGCCCUGGUGACCCUCCUUGCUAUGCAAAGUCAGUGCCUCUCUGAUCCUGUUCUACCACCUUUUGCUUCUGCUGAUAACAGCCCUUGACACCCCUCCCGGCCCCGGGCAAUUCCCUUCACCACCAGGGAAGGAGGAUGACACGUAAACUUCAUGGCACCAGCCCUUACGCAGUGUCUAUGCACAGACGUCUGCUCCCCUUUACUGGUUUGCUUCAGGACUUAGCUGACACCCAAUUUCAGUAACAGCAAAGCAAUUGAGCUUGGCUUCAUGGUUUUGUGGCAAUCUUGGCCCAAAGCCGUUUUAAAUAACAAAUUGCAAAAUAAGCAUACGUGUACAGAGACAAAUACCAAACUGUAGGAAUAGGAACUAGAGAUGUGCAGCUCAGGAAGGGUUGUUAAAGCUCCAGCUUGUAGCAGUGCUGAUAAGGCAGUUUCCAAGAAGUCGCCCAGCCCUUAAAUUCUAGAAACUCUCUCUUCCCAGGUCAAUAACCUUUUAGGGACUGAAUCCUGGUGUCAUCCUACAGCCAAACACGGUCCAGGCAGGACCUUCUGCAAGUGAUAUGAGGGAACGGAGAACCUGUGUUGCUAAGAAGGGGUCCAGAAACUUUCUGGCGUAGAAAACAAAAACGCACAGUGAAAAGCACAUUUGGUAAUCCUGGUAGUUUGGGAAAGCACAAGAAACUGUGCUUUUGACUUCAUUCUUCUUUGGCCAAGUCUCCUCCUUGCUUGAGAGGGGAUCGAGGUGCCCUUAGCCGAGCUGCUGCUCUGCCCUUCCCGCGCUGCGCCGGCAGCAAGCUGCGGUGCUGCAAGGCUUGGACUCCCUCCAAAGUCUCCCCUCUUCCCUGGGAGCGAUCCAUCAGCCCCGGGAACAGGGGUCUGCACCCAGGCUGCUCCAACACCAGCUCACCUGCAGCUCCACUCCCUGCUUUUGACCAGCCUUAACUUCAGACCUGAACAGAGGCUCUUUGGAGAGAUUUUCCAUAUCAUCCUGCAGCUCCGUUAGCAAAAACGUUCAAUGCGGCUCUAGCGAGAGCACCAAGAUGGGGCUGAUUAGACUCACGCAGUUGUUUGGCUCCCUCAUUUCAUGGGGAUUUUUAAAAAUAUCUUAUGCAGGUGCAGGAGUUGACAUAACAGAGCAUGCACCGUGUUAGAGUCCGUCCAGCUUGUGUGUAAACACCGCUAGUUCCUUUUUAAAACUCUUAGGAGCUGUUUCAUAAACACAAAAUAUUUUGCUUAAUUUCCA